Messenger RNA from Meira miltonrushii, 867 nucleotides. RefSeq lists its product as uncharacterized. The record is from RefSeq and is a predicted model, not a curated record. NCBI's taxonomy places the organism in Eukaryota, Fungi, Basidiomycota, Exobasidiomycetes, Exobasidiales, Brachybasidiaceae. The transcript has a single exon. The coding region runs from base 1 to 867 and encodes 288 amino acids.
AUGUCAGCAGACGCACAUAUAUCUUCAUCACGAUUACGUGCACCAGUCAAUCUUUCAUCUUCCUCAAACAGAACGAGAGCAAGAAGGAUAAAUGCAUAUCAUGAUGGUCAACUUUCAUCCCUUAGAGGUAUGUUAAAUCUGGAUUAUCAUGCUUCCACUUCAUCCAACGAUCCACAAAGGAUGUGGGUAGAUGGUAGAAUGCAAAGAGAAGUGUAUUAUUCAUCAUUAGCAGCAACCGAUCUGGGAUCUGGAACAAACAGCGGACAGAGACAUAACCAAGAUCAACAUCAGACCGAUGCAUUAAAUAAUGACUUAUACGAACAAGGCGGUGAAGAGAUUGGUGCUCCAUCUGGAUCAGAUAAUUGGUUAGAUAUGGAUAGAUUUGAAGAUUGGCAAAAGCCAACUUUGGACAUUCUUUGUCCUGAUAUUCAUAUUCUCGAAGAAGAACAAUUAUUUCCAAUCGCAAUUGCAGAAGAUGGUGAAACGCUACCAUCUGAACUUCAUCCUUCUCAUCCUUAUGGCGAUUUACAUCAACCUUCUCUACCGUACUCGAAUCGAUUUCAAGUACUCAGAAGGCCAGGAGGUCCGGAUGAAGCUCCGAAUGGUAAAGCACGAAAGCGGAAAAGGCAGCAGGAUAAAGCAGAAGAAGACAAUUCUGAAGAAGAGGACGAUUCGGGCCCAGACGAUAAUGCUGAUAGCAGUCAAUCUAAUCACUUCUCAAUCGCACUCAAUCCACCCAGAUGGCCGUUCAAGCGAUAUGGUCCUGGCCCAGGCGGUCCUAAUUCGUUGAUGCGAAAUGAACUUCGAAAGCCAUGGAGACCGUAUAGGGCAGUAUGGACGGAAUUAGACUUGGGCUCUAUGGGGUGA